AUGGACCUAGGAAGAGACAGGACGGCUCUGCUCCUUCCUUCACACGGACUCCUCUGUCCCUACUACCACACACAUCAAACAGUCCCCACCGCAAACCCUCGCAGCCUUCCCCUCGCCUUCCCGGAGACCACCGGGAGCGCCUGUGGUGACCCCAAACACGGGACGCGGUCCCGGGGGCUGCGGGCUCAGCCACAGAACUGCCCCUCUCCUGCCCGCCUGGCCCGGGAAAGGCGGCGGGCUCCACGAGGGCAGCGGACGGACACGGGAGCCCCUUCCCCGGGCUCUGAGGGGGGACCCCGCCUCGGGGCCGUGCACUUCCCCCAGGCUGGAGGCGAGCCGCCGAGCCGAGGGCCGGGGACUCCGCGGCCGUUAGGCGGGAGCCGGCGCCGCCGCCUCAGCAGCCCCUGCGGCGGGGAACCCCCGCUGCACCUGCCCCGAGCCCCGCAUCCCGGCCGGGCAGGGCGGCCACGGCCCCCGCCUCGUUGCGGGGGGCCGGUGGGGCAGCUUCCCUCCCGUAGCCGGCCUCCACCUCCCACCUCCACACCCGCUCCUUACCCCGCGGGCGCCUGCCCCAGCGGCCGCCCGCUCAUCCAUCUUGCUCCUCUUCCCUCCGAGUUGACAAAGCCGGCAUGGCAAUGA
Messenger RNA from Strigops habroptila (Kakapo), 639 nucleotides. RefSeq names its product basic proline-rich protein-like. The transcript has a single exon. The record is from RefSeq and is a predicted model, not a curated record. Lineage: Eukaryota; Metazoa; Chordata; Aves; Psittaciformes; Psittacidae. The coding region runs from base 1 to 639 and encodes 212 amino acids.